AUGGACCUAGAAGUUACAGCUGAAGAGAGAAAACUACAAAUUCAAGAACUAGAAGAGUUGCGUUUAGAAGCUUAUGAGAAUUCCCGUUUGUAUAAAGAAAGAACUAAAAUUUUACAUGACAAGGGGAUUUUGAGAAAGGUUUUUCAAGAAGGGGACAAGGUACUUCUCUACAAGGCAAGAUUUACUUUCAAACAAGGCAAACUCCAUACAAGCUGGGAUGGACCAUUUGUGGUACUCAAAGCUCAUAAUUUUGGAAUGGUAGAGAUCUUGGAUGAGCAGACUGGACAUGUUCAUAAGGUCAACGGACACUUGUUAAAGCACUAUCAUGCCAAUGACAAGCCACCAUAA
Messenger RNA from Neltuma alba, 348 nucleotides. RefSeq lists its product as uncharacterized. Lineage: Eukaryota; Viridiplantae; Streptophyta; Magnoliopsida; Fabales; Fabaceae. The coding region runs from base 1 to 348 and encodes 115 amino acids. The record is from RefSeq and is a predicted model, not a curated record. The transcript has a single exon.